Molecule: messenger RNA, 2600 nt
Organism: Pogona vitticeps (central bearded dragon)
Lineage: Eukaryota; Metazoa; Chordata; Lepidosauria; Squamata; Agamidae
Source: RefSeq, a predicted model, not a curated record
AGUCCGUUCUCUGCAGCUGAUUGGACGGCUUACGUAAAGCGACGUGGGCAUCCGCCUAUCGGAGUGUGGAACGCCAACGAAGCCGCUGGGAGAUUGGAAGAGCGCUGAAUUUGAAUUGGGCGAGGAAGUUGGAGAGGCCUUUUUUUUUCCUCCGAUGUCGCGUGAAUGGGCACAACCAAUGCCUCCCUUUAGGUGGGGGAGCACAGAACAAACCAAGGCAACGGGUGAGAUGGGAGGCGUGAGAAGCUGAGGCGAGGCACGAAAAUGGAGGGGCGGGCGGUUCCUCCCGGGAGCCCCUUCCGAGGAACGUGCGAGGACGGCGACAGCUCCAUGGACCGAAGACUGAGGCGGAGUAGCCGCCAUUUCGCCUCCGCCAUGAGCAGCAUCGUGGAGAAGUAUAAUUUUCCUUUUGAUGAUGAUCUGAUUGUCUCUAUCAAGUCACUGACAUACAAUACAUCUGAUGGGCCAAGGGCUUGGGGAGAAGAAUCAAGCACUGAAUGUACAGAUACAUCAUACCAGUCAUUUGAGGAAGAACAAUUCACAGACUCCUUGGGAACUAAUCAGCUUGAUGCAGAUCACAAAAGCAGUGCUAAGUUGGCUUCUAUUAAAAGACAUUUGGAAAAUAUACAUAUCAAGGAGAAUAUUCCUCUUAUAUGCUAUUCUGAGACACCAGUGAAGAAUAAAUACAGAGUUCAAAUGGACAUGUUGUUGGAUGAUGGUACCAACUCUGUUCCUGAAGUGCUUACGAUUACAGGAACAAGAGCAAGAAAUGCUCACCAGUGGUCUCCUUUGCAAGAGUUAGAUGAUAAUUCCUCAAUACGAGGUGAUCCCGAUGUCCUUGGGAAACGAGUGCCAUCUACAAAUGAACCACCAACUACACUUUCUCUGCAGUUACCCAUCUCUGUAGCAUCAAAUUCAGCCAGUGUUGAAUUGGAAAGCAGCGCUCUUUGGGGUGGCAAUGAAAAUGGCUUCAGUAGUUUUCUGGAAAUGUAUGAGUCUGCAGAUGAGCAUUGUUCUUGGAAUAAUGUCACAAUAGCAGACUUGUAUCCAGGGAUGGUGAAGGCACUUAGUAAACUGUUGCACAAAGCCUCUUCCAGUUCAUUAAUCAAACGGUACAAAUAUGGGUAUUGGCAUCCAAAAAAAACAAAGCUUAAUACUACUACAGAGAGAAUAAGGAAGUAUAGACUUUUAAAAUCAAAGUCUAGCUUGACAACUAAAAAAGAGGAUCAGAAGAGGCAUAAAUUGCCCUUGUUAGUGGAUGGAAGUAGUAGUGCUUUUGAUAAUGGCAAGCAUCAGUGUUCAGCGAACAAUAUAACUAGAACACUAUCUUCCAUAUGCUGUAUUCCAGAUAGCAUGGAAAUAGACUCUUGUGGCAUGGCAGAAGAUACUUCAUACACUGAGAAAGUCAGACAAGGUGGUAUGAAAACCACCAUUAUUCCUAGUGGCGUUUCUACAGGAGAAACUUUUCUGGUCCAAACCCCAAUGUGCAUUUGUUUACCUACAGACUUUGUAAGAAAGGGUCAGACUUCUGAAAAGUGCUGUCCUACAGAUUGCACUAUGGAUUCAGAAAAAUGUAAUGUAACAACAGAAGACAAUCCUGAGGAAAUAAGCACUAUGACAUUCAAUACUACGUCACGUUCAAGCUUGUCCUUGAAUAGUAGCACGAAAUCUUAUUUGCAAAAGAACGAGUCUUCUCCAGUUAAAAUGUCAAUUAGAUUACUGGGAAAUUCAGAAAUUAAAAUGCUCAGUGCAGCUGUUUCACUUCAGCGAAGACAUUCAUUUUCAUCCCUUCCAGUCAAUCGAAGACCUGCCAAUGUUCACCAGAGUUGUGAAGAUGCAUUUGAAAAAAUGUAUAAGGAAUUGUGUUCUCCAAAGUUGCAGAAAUCAUUUAAGUUUUCAAAUAUUUGCAAAAGCCCUAGGAAGUCUGCAGAACUGCACACAUCUGGUUUUAGCACAUCUUCAAAAUUUAAUGAGAGACCUAAUGAUGCAUUUGAAAGUAUAUACCAAAAAUUGUGUUCCGAAGGAUUUCCAAAAAUCCCUAUAUUUCUAAGAGCAGCAAACCUAAAAAAGAAAUAUGAGGGAGUACAUAUGUCUGAAACUGUAAAUGCCUUAGUUAAUUCUCCUUUAAGAACUGUACCUGCAGUUGCCAGAACUAAAAGAGCAGCAAACUUCAGCAAGGAAGACUUUCAGCCUUCACCCAUAAAAAGAUUGAAAAAUAUACCUGAGAACUCUUACAGAAUAUGUCAGAAAAUGCCUUCCUGGAAAAGCAUAAACCUUCAGAAAACAGAUAAGACUUUCACAUCGUACACUCCUAACAUAAAUAAUUGGCCCUCAGAUGUGAAUUCUGGGUUUUCUUUUUCCUCAAGCAACAACUUUCUGACUGCUUCAAGAACUGACAUGAAAGAAUCCAGGAUUGCAGAUGUAGAUGACAAUUGUUUAUAUAGUUGUAUCUCUCUAGGAAAAUCACAAAACUACAACAAAGACUUCCAGAAAUCUCAGCUAUAAUGAUGGGAGAGCAAGAAACAAAAAUGAUAGUAUGGAAGAACUUGUGUGCAAAAGCAGUAAAGAAUCAUUCUUGAAAGGAUAUGGAGAAAUACAUG